AUGCCUCGCGCGGGUGUUUAUGGCCUUUCCGCGCUGGCAACACCGAUGACAGGAAGGACGGACGGGUGCCAUAUUGGACUUGACUUCAAGACCACCGAACGUAACCAUAAUUAUAGUUUUGUAUUUUGUAUUUACCUUAAAUAUACAGUCCUCUACAUUAAUAACUGGUUUCACAUCUCAACAAAUGGUCCUUCACAAACAAAAGAACAAAACGCAGAUCAAGAAACAAGAAUCAAUUUCAAGAUUGGGUAGACACGUUGCGAUAUAGAAAUACUUAGCGAGGCCCCCGAGGAAGCGUACGACGAACGAGAGCAGUUCGAGUCGCGGUACUACGCGCUGCUCGCUCAAGCCCGUCAACUUCUCUCCGUGGCUAGCCCUCAGGAGAAGUCUGCACAAAGCUCCAGCAACAAGGAAUCAGGUAGGAAUUUUGUGCGCUUACCCAAAAUCGACCUUCCACACUUUGACGGGAGCUAUCAUUGCUGGUUAGAGUUCAAAAACACAUACAUUUCUCUUAUACACAAUGAUAUAAGUAUAAAUGACAUAGAUAAAUUCCACUACUUGCGUUCUGCAGUCAAAGGCACAGCAUCAGAAAUUCUUAAAAAUAUUGAUUUUACCAUGGAAAACUAUAAAAUUGCCUGGGAGUUACUUUGUGAAAGGUUUGACAAUAACCGACUAUUAAUUAAUGACCACAUACAGGCAUUGUAUCAAGCAGAAUGUAUUCAAAAGGAGUCCAGUAGCUGUUUAAGACAUUUAAUUGAUCUCACAAACAAAAAUAUAAGAGCAUUAACUUCACUAAAGGCUACUAAUAAUUGGGACCUUUUUAUAAUUUAUAUGAUGUCUACUAAGUUAGAUAUUACCACUAGUAAAUUGUGGGAAGAACAUCAAAAUACUUUAUCACAUAUGCCUACAUUGUCUGAAUUUUGCUCAUUUCUUAACGGCAGGGCAACAGUUUUGGAAACAAUAGGAAAUAAGCAUGUUAAGGCCAAGUCAGAACCUACUAAACAAAAAAGUUUUAUUAUUGCUUCAAAUAAUAAUGACAAUUCACAUCAUCAAAAGCAUGUACCUAAAUGUCCUUUGUGUAAGCAUGAUCAUUUUUUAUUCAGCUGUGAAACAUUCAGAAAGCUUACUAUUGAGUGUCGCAUUGAAAAAGCUAAAGAGCACAAGGUGUGCUUAAAUUGCUUAAAGCCUGGGCACAUGAGCAAGCAAUGCAGCUUAUCUCAUUGCAAAUAUUGCAAAUUUAAACAUAAUACCUUAUUGCAUUUGAAUAAGCCAAACGCACUCGCUGCAACUGACCCUAUGCCUACUACUGCUAACAAUGUUGCUUUGUCCACCAAUGCUAUGCAUGUUUCUGCUCCCCACAUUUUACUUUCCACAGCCAUGGUGAGGGUGGCAGACAGCAAGGGCGACAAGCAUGACGCACGGUUGCUGCUCGACAAUGGCAGCACUGCUAAUUUCAUCACAGACGGCUUGUGCACCAAGCUGGGUUUGUCAAGAAGCAGUUCUGACUGCACAGUGACAGGUAUUAACAAUCAAAUCUCUAAUAGUACACAAUCUUGCAAUCUCAUACUUGAAUCUCGUUAUGGUGACUAUAGAGUUGAUUUACAUUGCCUUAUUCUACCUGAAAUCACAAAAACCUUACCGUCUACAUUUAUUAACAUUAAGCAAAUAGCCCUUCCUUCGGGUAUUCAACUUGCUGAUCAAUUAUUUUAUAAACCAGCAGCUAUUGACAUAUUAGUGGGCGCUGAAAUAUUCUGGAAUGUAUUAGGUUCCUCUUCAAUUGAUUUAGGCAAAAAUCAACCCAAGCUUUAUGAGACUAAAUUGGGUUGGAUAGUGUCUGGUUAUGUUGCUAGGCCUAUUUCUUCAACCACUUUUAAAUGCAAUUUUUCUUAUACUGAACUGAGUCAUGAUCUUACUAAGUUCUGGGAAAUUGAUAGUGUGUCAACAAAGCACUCUCUUUCCACAGAAGAACGCUUGUGUGAACAAAGUUUUAACUCUAACACUUAUCGUGAUGAUGAUGGUUGUUUUGUAGUAACAAUGCCUCUUAAAAAUGAUCCUAAAGUUUUAGGUGACUCAUAUGAAAUGGCCAAAUACAGAUUUUUGUCAUUAGAGCGUCGCUUUCAACGUGAUCCUGUUUUUAAAAAUAUGUACAUGGAAUUCAUGCAGGAAUAUGAGCGCUUAGGACAUAUGACAGAAAACCAUAAGUCAAAUCCAUCAGAAAAAGUAGGAAUCAAUUAUUAUUUACCACAUCAUGGUGUAUUACGUGAAUCAAGCACAACAACCAAACUUAGGACUGUCUUUGAUGCUUCAGCAGUCACAACCACUGGCGUUUCACUAAAUGACAUACAAAUGGUUGGUCCGGUGAUUCAGAAUGAUUUGCAUUCUAUUCUUACUAGAUUCAGACAGCACAAAUUCGUUAUUGCAGCAGAUAUAGAGAAAAUGUAUCGAGCUAUUAAUAUCAUCCCUAGCCAACAAUCACUUCAACAAAUUAUUUUUCGAUAUGACAAGUCACAACCUUUAAAAACUUACACCCUUAAUACAGUGACAUAUGGAACCGCCUCGGCACCUUAUUUAGCUACAAAAUGUCUUGUGAGUCUAGCAUCUGCAGUUUGUGAUGAUCAAUUUUCAAGUCAAGUUAAGCGGUCAAUUGAAUGUGAUUUUUAUGUUGAUGAUUUGCUCAGUGGAGGCAGCACUCUUACUGAAACAAUUGAAUUAAGCAAGAGAAUUAUCAAUGUUUUGGCCUCUGCCAAAUUUAAGUUGCAUAAAUGGAAAUCAAAUAGUCAUGAAAUACUUAAAGAAAUUGCUAAUUUAAAAAUAACCACUCAAGUUCAGCCUGAAUCCAUUGUCGACCUGUCAAACAACAGUAACAUGAGUAAUAAGACUUUAGGUUUAAACUGGCUCGCUCACCAAGACAUGUUGUCAUAUUCCAUAGGGAUAGAAAACCAUGAAAAGAUAACUAAAAGGCACAUUUUGUCCAUCAUUAGUCAAAUAUUUGAUCCUUUAGGGUUAGUAGGGCCUUGCAUUGUCCAAUCCAAAAUGGUCAUGCAAAAGCUAUGGGUUGAUGGAAAUAAAUGUGACUGGGAUGAUGAAGUGUUAGAUGAAGUUAAAAAUCUUUGGUUGUCUUUUGUUGACACCUUACCUUACCUCAACCAAUUGAGAAUACCACGUUGGGUUCUCAUUGAUGAUUAUAUAUCUGUUGAAUUACACACAUUUACUGAUGCCUCAGAGCGUGCAUAUGGAGCAUGCGUAUAUGUUAGGUCUCUCAAGCAAGACCAGACUGUGAAAACACAACUUCUUAUUUCAAAAAACAAAGUAGCACCCCUCAAGCCUACAACAAUCCCUCGGCUUGAACUUUGUGGAGCCUUGCUCGGUGCAAGACUAUGCAAAAAAGUCACUCAAUCACUCACACUACCCAUAACCAAAUGCAGAUUUUGGAGUGAUUCAACCAUUGUGUUAGGUUGGUUAUCAAUGCCCACUAAUAAGCUUAAACCAUUUGUGCGUAAUCGAUGUCAUGAGAUUCAAGAAAGUACCAUUGGAAAUUUGUGGAGUUAUGUGCCGUCUAAAGACAACCCAGCUGAUUUAGUUUCUCGUGGGUUGUCUGCCAACCUCAUCAAAGAUUGUGAACUGUGGUGGUCGGGUCCAUCUUUCCUAGCAAAUGAUGAAUCAGGAUGGCCUAGCAUGCCAAGCAAAUGCAAAGAUAGUAAAUUGCCAGAUAUUGUGUCUCAUUUUUCCAGCACCACUGCAGAAAAUUCAGAAUGGCACUCCCUCUUAUUAAAACAUUCCAAUUUUAUAAAAUUACAAAAAAUAGUGGCCUACAUUUUUAGGUUCAUUAGAAAUUGUCGAAACAAAACAGACAAACUAUCUGGCCCCAUCACAGUAACAGAGCUUCAUAAGUCUUUAACCUUUAUUUUACAUAAUGCACAACUUGAAAUGUUCCCUGAAGAAUAUCAUAUUCUGUAUUCAAAAAAGCCAUUGCCGGCCAAAAAUCGCCUUUUAUCAUUAUCACCAUUUUUAGACCCUGAGGGUUUAAUAAGAGUGGGGGAGGCUUGAUAACUCCCCAUACAGUUAUGACACUAAGCAUCCUAUUUUAUUAUGUAGCAAGCAUCAUAUUACAAAAAUAAUAUUUUAUUUCAAACACAAAGAAUUAUGUCAUGCAGGACCCCAAUUAUUAUUAGCCCAUAUACGCCAAGCAUACUGGCCUCUCGGGGGGAAA
Molecule: messenger RNA, 4210 nt
Organism: Manduca sexta (tobacco hornworm)
Lineage: Eukaryota; Metazoa; Arthropoda; Insecta; Lepidoptera; Sphingidae
Exons: 2
Coding region: 616-4047 (1143 amino acids)
Molecular function (GO): zinc ion binding; nucleic acid binding
Source: RefSeq, a predicted model, not a curated record